Debaryomyces hansenii CBS767 is the source of this 870-nucleotide messenger RNA. RefSeq lists its product as uncharacterized. Gene Ontology annotation, biological process: vacuolar transport. The transcript has a single exon. The record is from RefSeq and is a predicted model, not a curated record. NCBI's taxonomy places the organism in Eukaryota, Fungi, Ascomycota, Pichiomycetes, Serinales, Debaryomycetaceae. The coding region runs from base 1 to 870 and encodes 289 amino acids.
AUGUCUCGAUUGUAUCAAAGACUAGGACUUUUCGCGAUAUUUCUAGUUGUAUGCUUGGGAUUAUAUCUUAUAAAACAAUCUGAACCGAAUGGCACGCUAACGGAAAAUGGUGCUCAUCUCUUUGAUACAGUUGCACAUUUAUCGCUACACGAUAACAGCGCUAAGGGGAAGGUAGGUGCAAACGUAGCAUCGAAGCAAACUGCUGAAGAAAACAAGAAAAUGCAAGAGAAACAUAAAGCAGAUUUGGCAUUGGAAUUGGAACCGUGUACUGUUAUGAGUCCUUUAUCGCAUCAUUUUAUUGAUUUGAGUAGUUUGUCGUCGAAAGGGAAUGAAGGUAGAGCGAUGCCGUGGGCAUCUAAAGGAUAUGAUAGUGGACUUAAUUUCACGCUUGGGGUGUGCUCCAGUCCUUUCAAGAAGACGCACGACGCGAACGACGAAGUCAAGGACAUAACUAAUUCGUCGGCCGUGGGAGGAUACUACAUUGAUCCGAAGACGGGUAAAUAUGUCUCUAUUGGAGAAUAUUCCUCUAAGCCUGUUGUGAGAGGUAAGAAGAUCACGUUGAGCUAUACGGGUGGCUCGUACUGUGAGAAUAUGUACAAUAAAGAAACUGGGGAAAAAGUUAGAAAAUCGACGAUACUAACGUUCACCUGCGACAGGGAGAUGUUGGCUAAAGCGUCUGUCUCGUACGUGGGUUCUUUUAACGAUUGCAGUUACAUAUUUGAAGUGAGAUCGCACCAUGCUUGCCCAACAGCAGCUAAGGCAGAUAAUUUGGCAGUUAUUUGGAUUUUCUUCUUUAUUUUGUUGGCAGCUUUAUUAGUUUAUUUCUCGGGAGGGUUGAUAUACAAGCAAAUAAAGUUGCAGAAACUGUAA